ACCAGCUGACCUGGACUUGGCCACCGCCCUGUCCUCCCUCACAGCCGUCCCCUCAUCCUGGCUGACUAGGAAGAUGUUUCCCUUCAAGGUGAGCAAAUGGAGGGGGCUUGCUUGCUUCCGGUCACUGGUGGUCUCCUCCUCCAACAUGCGCCAGAAGAAACUAGUCCACAAGCUACAGGAGGAAAAGGCUUUUCGGGGAGAGAUGAAAAUUUUCCAUGAGAAAAUAGAAGACUUCAGGGAAGAGAUGUGGAAUUUCCGAGGCAAGAUCCGUGCUUUACGGGGCCAGAUCUUGGGUUUCGGGGAAGAGAAGAGACCUUUCUGGGAAGAAGAGAAAACUUUCUGGAAAGAGGAAAAAAACUUUUGGGAAAUUGAAAAAAUUUUCCGGGAAGAAGAGAAAACUUUUUGGAAAAAAUACCGUACCUUCUGGAAGGAAGAUAAGGCCUUCUGGAAAGAGGACAAUGCCUUAUGGGAAAGAGACCAGAACCUUCUUCAGGAGGACAGGGCCCUGUGGGAGGAAGAAAAGGCCCUGUGGGUAGAGGAAAGAGCCCUCCUUGAGGAGGAGAAGUCCCUGUGGGAGGAUAAAAAGUCCCUCUGGGAGGAAGAGAAUGCACUCUGGAAGGAACAGAGAGCGUUCUGGAUAGAAGGUGGCCACCAUAUUGCUCGGCAGCAGAUGCCUGAAGCUAGGCCCUACGACGUCAAUGGAGGGCAGCGAUCGCCAGCCUCCUUCCGAGGCAGGGCGUAGUGAGCACGGGACAUGCAGGGCUGUGGGGUCCAGACUGGGCUGGACUGGGAGUCAAGUCCAGGGUGAUCCCCUGUGCUGUAGAAAACAUGCACUUCUUUGUUUCCUUGCUUUGGAAGAUCUAAUAAAGUCCUGAGGAGAGGUUUGGGCAACCAAAUCUUCAAGAAAGGCCAGCUGCA
Molecule: messenger RNA, 918 nt
Organism: Galeopterus variegatus (Sunda flying lemur)
Lineage: Eukaryota; Metazoa; Chordata; Mammalia; Dermoptera; Cynocephalidae
Gene: CCDC70
Product: coiled-coil domain containing 70
Exons: 1
Coding region: 74-742 (222 amino acids)
Source: RefSeq, a predicted model, not a curated record